Molecule: messenger RNA, 2515 nt
Organism: Amoebophrya sp. A25
Lineage: Eukaryota; Dinophyceae; Syndiniales; Amoebophryaceae
Source: the annotation of a GenBank genome assembly
AGGCAUCUGAUUUAUGUGUUCACAAGCAUACCACGACCGUGAUGUCCAUUCAUUUCAGUCGCACAAUCAGGUAGGCCUUCGUCAAUAUUUAAUGAUUUCAGGCGUAUUUAUUCAAGAGGCAAUUGAUGUGCAAAGUUGUGCAGGCACACGUCCUCAGUGAUUCGAUUUAUGCUGGUGCUGCUCUUUGAUGUGAACAUUAAGAUUGAAGCCAUAUUAGCCUCGAAUAGCAGUAUCUAAGUAAAAGAAGUCAUUAGAUAAAACUAGUAUUGUAAGCAGACCAAAAUGGCGGGCAUCGACAGCGAGUAUUCAUUCUCUUUGACGACGUUCACACAGGGAGGUAAGCUCAUCCAGAUCGAGUAUGCCUUGAACGCCGUGAAUAACGGAGUCUCAGCUUUGGGAAUCAAGGCGAAGGAUGGAGUAGUCCUAGCAACCGAAAAGAGGCUGCAUUCACCGCUCAUGGAUCCGCAAACGUUCAAGAAAAUCGAGAACAUAAGCUCAGGGGUAAUAAAUACAUUCAUAGAUUUAGUAUUUUCUCUAGUGCUUUGCCUUUCUAGUACCUUGAUGUUGACCUGGGUAGUCGUGCCAAGGCCAAGAAUGCGGAAGAGUCAACCGGAACCGCGUAGAAUCCCAUAUCAAAUUAUGUUUUUGUAUUGGUCAAAUUGAUUGAAAAAUCCAAUCAGGUUGGAGUAGUCUAUGCAGGAAUGGCACCCGACUACCGAGUCCUCGUACGACAAGGGAGAAAGCGAGCCGUUAAUUACAAGGGUACAUAUAUUAUAUAAUAUUGUAAAUCUCUAGUAAUAUCGUUUUUACCUCUAGCGUGUAGCCCCUUCAAACAAUAUAUAAUAUUGUAAAUGUAGUUGUAGACGAGUCCCAGUUUCUUGUUGUUAGAUUCAAUCUUGUUCUUGAUUUUCUUUCUGAACUACAGAUGCCCGUCCUUCUCCUUUCCUGCAAGAAUCCUCAACUCGUUUUCUCCUAUCGCUACAGCAACCUACGGCGAAGACGUCCCUUGUGCGCAGGCAACAAGAGAACUCGCAAAUAUUAUGCAAGAAUUCACACAAAGCGGCGGCGUUAGGCCAUUUGGCGUCUCAAUGAUGGUUGCAGGGUAUCACUCGUUAGUUCUGUGAUUGUGAUCAACUGGCAAAUGACAUUGCUUGUGUCUUGCCUUCGCGCCUUUAGGUUUUGUUUCUCUAGAGUGAAUUGGCAUCACUUCUGAUAAUGAUAUGAUUGACAUCAAUAUCUUCUUCAGAACAAGAACAAGAGGCAGAAAAAUAUCCUUUCCUCAGGUACGACAAAUCAACAAAGACACCGCAAUUGUUUCAAGUAGAUCCUUCGGGAACGUUUUUCGGAUGGAAAGCGAGCGCAAUUGGUACUCCACCCUAGUAGAUGAACAAAUCCCUUUUCUUUCCGUUCUACGAACUCCUGCUUGAGUACCGAGAUGCAUGAUGAUGAGCCAACAUUUUUCUCAUGACGGAAUCUAAUUACUCAAGAAUUGGAUAAGAUGUUACUUGUAAAUGUAAGUAAAUCAUCAAUAUCAUGAAAAUUUCCUUCGUUCGUCUUCCAUCUUCCAGGCAAGAAUUACCAAAGUAUGAAAGCGUUUUUGGAGAAGCGAUAUCGAGAGGAUUUGCCACUCCAGGACGCUAUUCAUGUCGCAAUUUUGACUUUGAGGGAGAAUGCAGAGGGCGCGCUCACCAACGAGAACAUUGAAAUUGGUAUAGUUGACGAAAAGGACGGCGUUUUCCGUCUCCUUACACCUGCGGAAGUCCAGGAUUACCUGGAAGAGGUACAACACAUACACCAUCCUCUAAUUAACUCUACGUUUUAAAUAAUGCCUCUUUGUUUAUGUCUUGUACCAAACUAUUUUGUUUCGUGGGGACUCUGUUGGAGUUGGAACGAUUUCGCUCGCGUCAUGUUGUUGAUUGAAAGCAGGCAACUAUCAUCUGAACAGAAAAGAGUGGCAUCUUCAUCUUCUCGUUAAAUCCAAUACAAGAUUCAAAAUGAUCUCCACUACAGGCCGAAUAGACGCUGCCGCCAGUUCGCGAAUGCCACGGCUUUGGCCGCACAUGUUCCAUGACUUUCCCGGGUCACGCAAAACUUCAUUCCCGCUAAGAUAACCCCGCUUGUUCCCCAAGAUCAUUACAAGAUUCUUUUCAUCUCGUUCAUAGUACAGGUUUUUUCAUCCAAUGACUUUUUAUGCUGCUUCUCCUAUCGUCCUGCUCCAAACCCUAACCCCAGGACAGGGAGGACAGUCAAUUCUUGUUCUCAUGAAUGUCAACGAGAAGCGUCUAGCACAGCCGCGGCAUACGACUACCGCACUCGCAUCUUCAUGAUGGGCAUACAAUUACAACCAAAGAAAUAUCAUGUUUGUAAAACAGCAUGGUGGUCGUUCUACAGCGGCAACGAACUUGGUGUUUGCCCACAAUGAAUUGACCGUAGUUAGUGUGGUAUCGUAGACUUCGUAGUUGAGAGUGUCGUGUAGCGAAAUAUAUAAGAUGAAAAACGAGUAGAAGGGCCAUCU